Messenger RNA from Equus quagga, 2115 nucleotides. It is a transcript of the gene RASGEF1A, whose product is annotated as RasGEF domain family member 1A. The transcript is spliced from 12 exons. Lineage: Eukaryota; Metazoa; Chordata; Mammalia; Perissodactyla; Equidae. Gene Ontology annotation, biological process: positive regulation of GTPase activity; Ras protein signal transduction. Gene Ontology annotation, molecular function: guanyl-nucleotide exchange factor activity. The record is from RefSeq and is a predicted model, not a curated record. Gene Ontology annotation, cellular component: plasma membrane. The coding region runs from base 75 to 1535 and encodes 486 amino acids.
CGCGCCGGCAGAGGAGCUGCCGCACGAGGCACGCCGGCUUUGCCGGGGGACAGCGCGGGGACCUGGCAGCCAGGAUGUUUCUGGAGCCUCAGGAAACUAUGCCCCAGACAUCCGUCGUCUUCUCCAGCAUCCUCGGGCCCAGCUGUAGCGGACAGGGGCAGCCCAGCAUGGGGGAGCGAGGAGGCGGGGCCAGCGGCUCCGGGGACCUCAUCUUUCAAGAUGGUCGCCUCAUCUCCGGGUCGCUGGAGGCCUUGAUGGAGCACCUGGUCCCCACGGUGGACUAUUACCCUGACAGGACAUACAUCUUUACGUUUCUCUUGAGCUCCCGGGUCUUCAUCCCCCCUCAUGACCUGCUGGCCCGUGUAGGGCAGAUCUGCCUGGAGCAGAGGCAGCAGCUGGAGGCCGUGUCGGAGAAGGCCAAGCUGAAGUCUUUCUCAGCCAAGAUCGUGCAGCUGCUAAAGGAGUGGACAGAGGCCUUCCCCUAUGACUUCCAGGAUGAGAAGGCCAUGGUGGAACUGAAGGCCAUCACCCACCGGGUCACGCAGUGUGACGAGGAGAAUGGCACAGUGAAGAAGGCCAUCGCCCAAAUGACGCAGAGCCUGCUGCUGUCGCUGGCUGCCCGAAGCCAGCUUCAGGAGCUGCGGGAGAAGCUCCGCUCACCGGCCAUGGACAAAGGGCCUAUCCUCAAGGCCAAGCCGCCAGCUGCUCAGAAGGACAUCCUGGGCGUGUGCUGUGACCCCUUGGUGCUGGCCCAGCAGCUGACUCAUAUUGAACUGGAGAGGGUCAGCAGCAUUCACCCUGAGGACCUGAUGCAGAUUGUCAGCCACAUGGACUCUCGGGACAAGCACAGGUGCCGAGGGGACCUGACCAAGACCUACAGCCUGGAGGCCUAUGACAACUGGUUCAACUGCCUCAGCAUGCUAGUGGCCACCGAGGUGUGUCGGGUGGUGAAGAAGAAGCACCGGACCCGCAUGCUGGAGUUCUUCAUUGACGUGGCCCGGGAGUGUUUCAACAUCGGGAACUUCAACUCCAUGAUGGCCAUCAUCUCUGGCAUGAACCUCAGUCCUGUGGCGAGGCUGAAGAAAACGUGGUCCAAAGUCAAGACUGCCAAGUUUGAUGUCUUGGAGCAUCAUAUGGACCCAUCCAGCAACUUCUGCAACUACCGCACAGCCCUGCAGGGGGCCACGCAGAGGUCCCAGAUGGCCAACAGCAGCCGAGAGAAGAUUGUCAUCCCUGUGUUCAACCUUUUCGUUAAGGACAUCUAUUUCCUGCACAAAAUCCACACCAACCACCUGCCCAAUGGGCACAUCAACUUCAAGAAAUUUUGGGAGAUCUCCAGACAGAUCCACGAGUUCAUGACAUGGACACAAGUAGAGUGUCCCUUCGAGAAGGACAAGAAGAUUCAGAGUUACCUGCUCACGGCACCCAUCUACAGCGAGGAAGGACUACUCUCCUUAACAGAGCCUGAAGGCAUGGAUGCAGCCUGCAGACGCUGGAUGAAGCACACACAUGCACCGAGUUUUAAUCUUGAUUGAUAUGGGUUGAGAUGAGGAGGCCUCACUGGUUGGGGUCCAUUUUGUAUAUAACUUUUAUGAAAAAAAAAAAAAAAGGUAAUUAUUUCAUGCAUCAACCUUUGGCACUUACAAAGCUUUUUUUUGUGUUUAUUUUAAAUAACAGGGCAGGGCCCUGCUUUGGGGAGGGGUGGGAAAAGAGUAUCAUGGGAGAUGGCAUCCAUGAUAAUGUCUUAUUCUAAUGAAAUGUAGAUUUUUAUUUUAUACUUUUGAUUAUUAACAUCUUACGAAAAGAUAUUUUAAAAAAACCCAACCAAAACCAACGAGAGCCCUGCCUGCUCGGACGCCCUUCCAGCCAGUGUCUCUGAUGUCGGGGUUAGUGCCUUAGAGGGUGCUGGAGGGCUGGUCCCCACUCCAUUCUUCUGGCCUGCAGCCAGCCAGUGCUGCCGGGAGGCGCCGGGAAAGCUCUGCCCUGGGCCACAAGGUGCCUGCCCUUAAAGCCUAGGCCAGCGAGGCUCCAGCAAGAAGGGCUUGGGUGGCCAGGAGGUCUCAUUUGCAUACUUCUGGAAGUGAACCUUGAGUAUGGCUUUUCCAAAGUUUACAU